Messenger RNA from Hemicordylus capensis (graceful crag lizard), 3487 nucleotides. It is a transcript of the gene ACTN3, whose product is annotated as actinin alpha 3. The transcript has 21 exons. The record is from RefSeq and is a predicted model, not a curated record. Lineage: Eukaryota; Metazoa; Chordata; Lepidosauria; Squamata; Cordylidae. Gene Ontology annotation, biological process: actin cytoskeleton organization; muscle cell development. Gene Ontology annotation, cellular component: Z disc; cell projection; cortical actin cytoskeleton. Bases 234 to 2930 code for a protein of 898 amino acids. Gene Ontology annotation, molecular function: calcium ion binding; actin filament binding.
GGCUGAUAAUACUUAUUGAGGACUGGUCACGUGGGCUGGGCUUGACAGGUGCAGCUGCAAAGCAGGCAGGCAGACCGCCUGGAAGGACCAGGGGAUCUUGACCUCCAAGAGGAGCUGAGGGGAGCAAAGAGGAGAGAAGGGGGCUGAGAGAGUGCGAGGAAGGGCAAGAGGGACUCACAGGGAGGCAGGACCGGCACAGAGAGAAAAGCGGGGACACGCGAGACCGAAGGAACAUGACGACGACGCAGAUAGAGACGCACGUCCAGUACAACCACACGUACAUGAUGACGACCGAGGACUACAUGGCGCAGGAGGAGGACUGGGAUCGUGACCUGCUGUUGGACCCAGCCUGGGAGAAGCAACAGCGAAAGACAUUCACAGCCUGGUGUAACUCGCACUUGAGGAAGGCGGGGACACAGAUUGAGAAUAUCGAGGAAGAUUUCCGGAAUGGCCUUAAACUCAUGCUUCUGCUAGAGGUGAUUUCAGGUGAACGGUUGCCAAAGCCGGACAAAGGCAAGAUGCGCUUCCACAAGAUCGCCAAUGUCAACAAGGCACUGGACUUCAUCGCGAGCAAAGGGGUCAAGCUGGUAUCCAUUGGGGCUGAGGAAAUUGUGGAUGGGAACCUGAAGAUGACUCUGGGCAUGAUCUGGACCAUCAUCCUCCGAUUCGCCAUCCAGGACAUCUCAGUGGAAGAAACCUCAGCCAAAGAGGGACUACUGCUGUGGUGUCAGAGGAAAACGGCUCCCUACCGAAACGUCAACGUGCAGAACUUCCAUAUUAGCUGGAAGGAUGGCCUGGCCCUCUGCGCCCUGAUCCACCGACACCGCCCGGACCUCAUUGACUACGCCAAACUCAGAAAGGAUGACCCCAUUGGGAACCUCAACACCGCCUUCGAGGUGGCUGAGAAAUACUUGGAUAUCCCCAAGAUGCUGGACGCAGAAGACAUUGUCAACACCCCCAAACCAGAUGAGAAAGCCAUCAUGACCUACGUCUCCUGUUUCUACCACGCCUUUGCCGGCGCCGAGCAGGCCGAGACCGCUGCCAACAGGAUCUGCAAGGUGCUUGCUGUCAAUCAAGAGAACGAGAAACUCAUGCAAGAAUAUGAGAAGCUGGCCAGUGAGCUCCUGGAGUGGAUCCGCCGCACCAUCCCAUGGCUGGAGAACCGGGUGCCGGAGAAGAGCAUGAGCGCCAUGCAGCGCAAACUGGAGGACUUCCGGGACUACCGGCGCGUGCACAAGCCCCCCCGCGUCCAGGAGAAAUGCCAGCUGGAGAUCAACUUCAACACCCUGCAGACCAAGCUGCGCCUCAGCAACCGGCCAGCCUUCAUGCCCUCCGAGGGCAAGAUGGUCUCCGAUAUCGCCAAUGCCUGGAAGGGGCUGGAACAAGUGGAGAAAGGCUAUGAAGAGUGGCUGCUGACGGAGAUCAGGCGCCUGGAGCGUCUGGACCACCUGGCGGAGAAAUUCAAGCAGAAAGCCACCCUGCAUGAGAACUGGACAAGAGGGAAGGAGGAAAUGCUCUCGCAGAAGGACUACGAGUCGGCCUCCCUGAUGGAGAUCCGGGCGCUGCUGCGCAAGCACGAGGCCUUUGAGAGCGACUUGGCUGCCCACCAGGACCGCGUGGAGCAGAUUGCAGCCAUCGCCCAGGAGCUCAAUGAGCUGGACUACCACGAUGCAGCAUCCGUGAACUCCCGCUGCCAGGCCAUCUGUGACCAGUGGGACACCCUCGGGACGCUCACCCAGAAGAGGAGGGAUUCUCUGGAGCGUGUGGAGAAGCUCCUGGAGACGAUCGACCAGCUGUACCUGGAGUUUGCCAAGAGAGCGGCCCCCUUCAACAACUGGAUGGACGGAGCUAUCGAAGACCUUCAGGACAUGUUCAUCGUGCAUAGCAUUGAGGAGAUCCAGAGCCUGAUCACAGCCCACGAGCAGUUCAAGGCCACGCUGCCCGAGGCCGACAAGGAGCGGAUGGCCAUCCUGGGCAUCCAGAACGAGAUCCAGAAGAUUGCCCAGACCUACGGCAUCAAGCUGUCCGGCGUGAACCCCUACACCAACCUCUCCCACCUUGACGUCGCCAACAAGUGGGACACGGUGAAGCAACUCGUCCCCCACCGCGACCAGACCCUGCAGGAGGAGCUGGCCAGGCAGCAAGCCAACGAGAGGCUGAGGCGCCAGUUUGCGGCCCAGGCCAACAUCAUCGGCCCCUGGAUCCAGACCAAGAUGGAGGAGAUUGGCCACAUCUCCGUGGACAUCAGUGGCUCUCUGGAGGACCAGAUGAACCACCUGAAGCAGCACGAGCAGAACAUCAUCAACUACAAGGCCAACAUCGACAAGCUGGAGGGCGACCACCAGCUCAUCCAGGAGGCCCUCAUCUUCGACAACAAGCACACCAGCUACACCAUGGAGCACAUCCGAGUGGGCUGGGAGCAGCUGCUGACCACCAUCGCCCGCACCAUCAAUGAAGUGGAGAACCAGAUCCUGACUCGUGACGCCAAAGGCAUCAGCCAAGAGCAGAUGAACGAGUUCCGGGCCUCCUUCAACCACUUCGACCGGAAGCGGAACGGCCUGAUGGACCCCGAUGACUUCCGCGCCUGCUUGAUCUCCAUGGGAUACGACCUGGGUGAAGUGGAGUUUGCCCGCAUCAUGACGCUGGUGGACCCCAACAACACGGGCGUGGUGACCUUCCAGGCCUUCAUCGACUUCAUGACCCGCGAGACGGCCGAGACAGACACCGCCGAGCAGGUCGUGGCCUCCUUCAAGAUCCUGGCCUCAGACAAGAACUUCAUCACCAUAGAGGAGCUGCGCCGAGAACUGCCUCCCGAGCAGGCCGAAUAUUGCAUCAGCAGGAUGACCAAGUACUCGGGAGCCGAUGCCGUGUCGGGCGCUUUGGACUAUGUCUCCUUCUCCAGCGCCCUGUACGGAGAGAGCGACCUGUGAUUCCCCCCCUCCCCCUGUGCCCCAAGCCCACCCCCCUCACCCCAAAAGGCAUGUGGGAGCAGAACGAAUCCCCACCACCACCACCCCCGUGGGGACUGACCCGAUCAGAGGCUUGUGCCCAGGGAUGAGGGGAUGACCCCCCCGCCCCCCCACCGGGCAAGAGGUUGUGGGAUCCCCUCCCCGCUCCACCCACAAGCCAGGACUGGUGGAUCCAGGGUGGUCUUGGUUAGGAAGCCGCCUCUCUCUCUCUUUCUCUCCCCCACCGCCCGCCCCUCUGUUCUCCGCUGCCGAGCUAGUUGCACCUCCCCUCCUGCCCCUGCGCAGCCCGGCCCGCCCUCCCUCUUGGCCGGCUGCCCCAACCCCUCCCCAGAAGAGGCAAAGGUUGCUCUUCCUUGCGAUUUCCUCCUCCUCCGCUCGAGGGCCAUCACCUGGCCACAGCAUGGAUGCUGGGCCUGGAAGGUGGGGCAAGGCGGGGUCGGGGACUGGUGCCAGCAGGGGAGGGGAGGCUGGGCAGGGAGGCUCAUCCAAUAAAUGGCACCCACUGGAGGCCCACCUGC